Molecule: messenger RNA, 864 nt
Organism: Sarcophilus harrisii (Tasmanian devil)
Lineage: Eukaryota; Metazoa; Chordata; Mammalia; Dasyuromorphia; Dasyuridae
Gene: MRPL57
Product: mitochondrial ribosomal protein L57
Exons: 2
Coding region: 5-622 (205 amino acids)
Biological process (GO): mitochondrial translation
Cellular component (GO): mitochondrial ribosome
Molecular function (GO): structural constituent of ribosome
Source: RefSeq, a predicted model, not a curated record
CAAAAUGGGGGAGCCUCGGGCCCGGCCCCCAGCAAUCAGCUCGGAGAAAGCAGCGGCAGUUGCAAGUACCACAACACCAUCCCUGGAGCAAGCCGCCAGGAGUUUGAAUCCCUCCGCGCCCCAAACUGUAUUGGUUCGGAGGAAGAGGCUCUUCUCGUUUCUCUUCUCGCGAGACCGGGACUCUCUCGCGAGAAGGAAAAGGAAGGCGAUUGGCCGCGGCAGCGCCGUAGCUUUUCGGCAUUUUUUUUUUGCAGCACUGCGGCACGCCGCUGCGGCAGUCUCCUGCGGCAGUCUCGGGCCGCGUCUCGACACCAUGUUCCUGACGGCUCUCCUGCGCGGCAGCCGCACCCCCGGGAAGCAGUGGCUCGGGAAGCACCGGAGGCCGCGGAAGGUGACUUGGGGAAUGAAGCAGGGCAUGAUCCGCAGACUGGAGAUCGAAGCGGAGAACGAGUACUGGCUGAGCAUGCCGUACAUGACGAAGGAGCAGGAGUUCAACCAUUGCGUCGCCCGCAGGCGCGAGAACUUCGAGGCCAUCAAGCUGGCGCAGAUGUCCAAGUUUCCCCCGCACAGGCUGGUCGCGGACCAGCUCAACCACCUCAACGUCUCCAAGAAAUGGUCGUGAGAGCCGCUGCCGGGGCCCUCCGGGCCGGGAGCUGCCUUCCUCCCGCAGCCACGUAAGCCUCGGGUCACGCGCUCAGGGGUCACGCGCUCAGGGCUCCCGCGGAGGGAGCUCGGUAACCCUCGCUGGGGACCCCUGGCCGCGGCGCUCGCCUUGUCAGACAAGGCGGCUCUUACUAACUCUGGGAGGCUGAAGCCGAAGUGUUAUGGAGGGAAGAUUAAAUAAAGCUGCAAAAUAGUCUUGUG